AUGAAUCCCGGACGCUCAGAACGGCGUGUGGCUCUGCGUUCAUCAAAUAUGGGGCUCAUGCUGUACGCCGCAGUGGUCUUUCUGUUUGCGAUGCUGCUGUUACAUCAAGUUUACGCUUCACCCAGCACGCCGUUUGUCGAAAGCAUCCACAACGAUUCUAUUUUUGUCAUUCUCUCACCCGUCAAGUUGAGACCGAUCAUCAGUUACGUUUUGGAGUACUUUUUGUUAUUGUUGUCACGGGCAACCAGUAUCAAAAUCCCAUCAGCAUCUGAACUCGUCGGCUCCUGUCUCUCUAUUCUCACACGAGAGAGCUUGGAUAAAUUAGUCUCUACCGCACACUGGGCAACAGACAAACUCUUCACCUGCGAAAUUUCUUACAUGAUCACGAUCGCCAUAACCUCGUUUUUCACCGAGUUCUUUCAGAUCACAUAUCUACGGAUCUUCAUCAGUACUGGAGCCCUGGUGGUUACGAACACCUCAAACUUGGAUUUUCCAAAAGAGCGAGACUCUUUAUAUGAAGCGACACAUCAAUUCAAUUACAAAAUAUGCGCACUUGGCAGUGUCAUCUUUACUGCGAUCGACUACACCUCAUUUGUUCUUGACGCGAUCUUCACCCUGCGCCGUGUGGUCCAUCAGUGCUGGGGACCUGGAGAGAUAUACUGCUGUGGCACCCGGUCGGUAGUUAACUGCAUCGCAUCGGCCGUAGCGAUGGUAAUUAUUGGGUCCUCUGCGGUAGGACUAUUUAUUCGGGGUGCGGUAGAGAAUGUUCUGGAGAGUUGGAAGUUUCUUGAGGCUGCGCGUGACGAGGAGGCUGCCAGGUUUAGGUUUGAUCCUGAUACAAUGGAGAAGGCGGCCAAUGCUAUGAAGCAGAGGGGAAGAUUCACAGAGGAUGAUAGAGAAGAACAGAUGAAGGAGGAGGCUUUGCGGGAAAUAAUUCGCCUGUAUGAAGCGGAUGAGAUACAGGAUUCUCAAGUUAGUGCUGUGGAAGCAGCCGCUCAGACCGACUCCGUUCACAUACAAACGCAUCAAAAAUUAUAG
Pseudogymnoascus destructans is the source of this 1038-nucleotide messenger RNA. RefSeq lists its product as uncharacterized. The record is from RefSeq and is a predicted model, not a curated record. Lineage: Eukaryota; Fungi; Ascomycota; Leotiomycetes; Thelebolales; Thelebolaceae. The coding region runs from base 1 to 1038 and encodes 345 amino acids. The transcript has a single exon.